CGAAAUUUGUUCAGUUUACAACCCCGACAAUGGAAGAACCACAGCAGCAGCAGCAGGAACCGGAACAACCAAAACCGGCCACCUCCCCAGCAGACCAGAUGGCAGCCCGUCGCGAGGCCCGGCGGAAACGAAUCCUGGAAAACUCGAACAAUCGCCUGACCAAAAUAACGGGACGGGAGCACAACGAGCUGGUCGCAGAGGAACCGAAGGUGCAACCGCCAGACGAAAUCUAUCCGGAUCCGGAGGAUGAAAGAGAUGUCUACCAGCAGCCGGAGCUUAGCCCGUUUGUUCCUCCGCUGGGUUUUCCUCCGGCAGGCAUCCCCAACGGGGACAUUUUCUCCCUGUUGAACUCCUUCAGUCAGGCACAACCGAAUGGAUUCCCGGGUGGAAUGCCCUUUGGAAAUAUGGCAGAUUUACCUACUGCAGGGACCACAGGUGCCAGCAGACCUCCUCCCGUGCCGGAAUCCCGACUGGUCAAGUUCCUCCGGACGAAGAUUCACAUUGCCUUGCUAGCGAUCUUGGUGUACUUGCUGUUUGCCACCGGCCAGCAGCGCUGGAUCGGAGGGAGCGUCUUCGUCCUGCUGCUUGGCUGGGAAACGGUCGAGAUGCUGCUGCUGAAAACGUACGAACCGCAGGCGUCCAUCCUGGACGUGGUGUUCCUGCUCGGGGGCAUCCCGAAGCGGUACUCCCAGUUCCUGCUGAAAUUGACCCAGACCAUCAACAAGGUUCUGAAGGACGUGGCCUUUUUCGUGUUUUUCUUCGUCGCGACCCAUCUGCUGUGGAGCCGGCUCGUGCUCGGAAUCGAGUUCAGCUACGUGCUCGGGUACGACCAGCUGGACCAACCCAUCGCGUCCUAAAGCCAAGCAAUCAACCAAGAAAACGUCGACGGUACAAGGGUAAGUCCGGAUUUUUCAUCACUCUAGGUGUGUCAUCAAUUGUAAAUUUGGGAGGAAUUUACACUUUAUUUUUAAAUGUUGGGUGUUUAUUUAUCAACUAAAUAACGCGCCAGAUAAAUUUCAUUCGAGGAGAAGCAAACAAAACAAACAAAAAACAUCGUCGUGAAACGUGUCACGAGAACUCGUCGAAGAAUUCGUCCCAGUGCGGCAGGAAGAGCCCGGCCAGGAACAGGCGGAACGUUGCUGCGAAGACGAAAAAUUAUAAAAUCAACCAUUGUAUAGGAUAAAUUUACAAGCGGCAGGCAAGAGAACGGAAGGACUAUUGUGGAGAACAAAUUUACUACCAAAACACACUUUAAUCGAGCACAUCGCGCAACGGUUGAAGUUUAUGAGUAGCUUGUGAAGUGCGCGCUGUUUAUUUCUUUCUUUCUUUUCAUCUUUUUAAAUAUUACGAAAAAGACGGUUUAGUGUAAAUCGCGGGAAUUA
Molecule: messenger RNA, 1382 nt
Organism: Culex pipiens pallens (northern house mosquito)
Lineage: Eukaryota; Metazoa; Arthropoda; Insecta; Diptera; Culicidae
Exons: 2
Coding region: 30-857 (275 amino acids)
Source: RefSeq, a predicted model, not a curated record